AAAAAAAUAUCAAGGAUACAAUGUUAAAAUAAGACAUUUGAAUAAUAAGACAUGAUAAGAACCAUUAAAAAAACAACAUUCCAUCUAGGCAUAUAUUUGAACAAUAUUAUUUCUUGAUCGAUCAUUCUAGAAAUUGUUUGUUUUCAAGCUAUAAAAAUAUCGAAUCAACACAAUGGCUGAUGACAAUACAGACAAAAUGUUGCGAAGAGAAACAACUAACGUUAACAACAACAACAAAAACAACGACAAUAAUAAUGGAACGGAUGUGGUUAAUUUGGAUGAUUAUAAAAUUGAUCAUAAACGACGAUAUUAUCCAUUUACAAUAGUAUGGACACCUGUUCCAAUUCUUUCUUGGUUAUUUCCACAUAUGGGACAUUUAGGUAUUGGUAAAUCAGAUGGUCAUGUAAGAGAUUUUGGUCGUCCAUAUAAAAUACUUGUGGAUAGUUUACAAUUUGGUCGUCCACUUAAAUAUUGGAUACUUGAUCCACGAUUAGCUAAAGGUGGUAUAAAAGGUUGGGAUGAUGGUAUCGAUGAAGCUGGUAAUCUUUUCUGUAAACGAAUGAAUUAUUUAUUCGUUUCAAAUUGUCAUUCACAUGUAUCGACAGCAUUAAAUCAUAUGGAAUAUAAUGGCCGUAAAGAUUAUAAUGAACAUAAAUUAUUCUGGAUGUUUAAUAAAAAUUGUCAUUAUGUUAGCACAUGUACAUUUAUUCGAACAUGGUUACCAUUGACAUUGAUUGUAUCGACAAUUACUGUUAUUGUUCUUUAUACUCAAACCAAUGUAUUUGAAGAUUUAUGGGCUAAAAUCCAUUAAUUCAUUUAAGAAGAUCCAUUUUUUUGAAACAUAUAAAAAAAAUUACAUUUGUA
Molecule: messenger RNA, 864 nt
Organism: Dermatophagoides pteronyssinus (European house dust mite)
Lineage: Eukaryota; Metazoa; Arthropoda; Arachnida; Sarcoptiformes; Pyroglyphidae
Product: transmembrane protein 222-like
Source: RefSeq, a predicted model, not a curated record